Molecule: messenger RNA, 2042 nt
Organism: Limanda limanda (common dab)
Lineage: Eukaryota; Metazoa; Chordata; Actinopteri; Pleuronectiformes; Pleuronectidae
Gene: ercc8
Product: excision repair cross-complementation group 8
Exons: 12
Coding region: 284-1489 (401 amino acids)
Biological process (GO): proteasome-mediated ubiquitin-dependent protein catabolic process; protein polyubiquitination; transcription-coupled nucleotide-excision repair
Cellular component (GO): nucleotide-excision repair complex; Cul4A-RING E3 ubiquitin ligase complex
Molecular function (GO): protein binding
Source: RefSeq, a predicted model, not a curated record
UGGCCGCCCGCUGAAGUGAUGCUAUCACAUAAACUAGCCGACGUUGGUGUAAGAACUAACAGAAAACACCAAAAAUAGUAUUUAAACGAUAUUAACAUAACAUAUUAAAUCACCGGGUAGUUUAAAUUAGAGUAUAAUACAGCGGCAGAUGCAUGGGGAUUGAUUUAUGGAUUAUAAAAAACCCACGUCGUUGUAGCUAACGAGCUAGGUUAGCCAACGGUAGCAUAGAUUAAAAGUAACCUAACUUUAAAUUGAAAUAGUGUUUUAUCUUCUCACUGAAACGAUGCUGGGGUUUCUGACGGCGAGGCAGACGGGACUGGAUGAUCCUCUGAGACUGCGACGAGCGGAGUCAACGAGAAGGGUCCUUGGUCUGGAGUUGAAUCCUGACAGAGAUGUGGACCGAAUCCAUGGAAAUGGCAUCAACUCUAUUGACAUUGAAGCAGUAGAGGGCAGAUACAUGUUAUCUGGAGGUGCAGAUGGAGUGAUCGUUAUCUACGACCUGGAGAACUUCAGUGGGAAACCACAGUACACCUGCAAGUCCGUCUGUACAGUCGGCAGGUCUAGCAAGUAUGUCCACAAAUUCAGUGUGGAGACAGUUCAGUGGUAUCCUUACGACACAGGCAUGUUUGUCUCCAGCUCCUUUGAUAAGACCAUGAAGGUCUGGGACACAGAGACACUGAAGCCUGCUGAGGUCUUUGAGUUUGAGGGCAACGUCUACAGCCACCAUCUUUCCCCCAUCGCCAGGAAGCACAGUCUCAUCGCAGUUGGCACGAAAGAACCUAAAAUCCAGCUGUGUGACCUGAAGUCUGGCUCACGGAUUCACGUUCUUCAGGGUCACAGAGCAGAGGUACUGUCUGUGCGGUGGUCACCCAGAUAUGAGCACAUCUUGGCCUCUGCCAGUGCAGACAGCAAGGUGAAAGUAUGGGAUGUACGUCGGGCCUCUGGUUGUCUCUUCACUCUGGACCAGCACAACGGAGACAAGUCGAAAGCCUCCUCUGAGGCAGUAAACACAGCCCAUAAUGGCAGAGUGAAUGGCCUGUGCUUCACUGGGGACGGCCUCUACAUCCUCACGACUGGGACUGAUGAUCGCAUGAGACUGUGGAACAGUGCCACUGGGGAAAACACGCUGGUGAACUACGGGAAAGUCAGCAACGAGAGUCGUAAAAAGCUCCAGUUCACCGUGUCGCGAGGCUGCAGCCCGGAGUUUGUGUUUGUGCCGUGCGGCAGCUCCAUCGCGGUCUACGCCCUCCACACAGGGAAGCUGGUCAGCAUGCUCAGGGGUCACUACAACAACGUCGACUGCUGCGAGUUCCACCCAGACUACCAGGAGCUGUACAGUGGAGGUAAAGACUGUAACGUCCUGGCUUGGGUUCCUGUUCUUCACCCCCCAGCUGUGGAGGAAGAGUCAGAGUCUACAAAUACGAGAGCUGCCAACCCGUCUUCAGGGAACCCUGCCCUUCAGGAUGCAUGGAGCAGCGAUGAAGAUUGAUGCUGACGUUUUGUGUGUGGAAACAAGUUUCAUAUUUUCACAAUUCACUUAAAAAUGUGAACUGUUUCAUUUAGUGCAAAGAUGAAGGCCUUGUGAAUAUGUGUGAUUUGUGUAAAUAUUUGUCCAUCUCUGUAAAUAUGCACAACGUCAUGAGUUAAUUUAGUUUUUUUUUAAUAUUUUGAUAUAACAUUCUGUUGUUCUUUUGCAAAUUCUCGUUUGAAUGUCAAGCCAACCUGAUGCUUUGUUGUACCCAUGGGGGAUAAACUCUAUUGUUUGUUCUUCUUAAAUGUAAUUCUACACCUCUCACACUCCAUAUUAGAAUGAUGUUUGUUAAAGAGAUGUUAUAGAGUUCUUUAAACAGGUUCAGUGCUUCUCCUUUAGUUUGAGUUUUCCUGCAGCUGAGCUGAGAAGAGCCGGCUCCUCACACGGGAGUAACCAGGCAUCCAUACACACAGAUCGUCUUUUUGUUAUUCCUGGGGAACAUUAGCAUUUGUAUUGCGUUAAGCCUUAACUGAAAGUAGCAGCAGGAAGCGAAACUGAAUCCCUCCCUUUC